Molecule: messenger RNA, 525 nt
Organism: Dreissena polymorpha
Lineage: Eukaryota; Metazoa; Mollusca; Bivalvia; Myida; Dreissenidae
Product: glycine, alanine and asparagine-rich protein-like
Exons: 2
Coding region: 1-525 (174 amino acids)
Source: RefSeq, a predicted model, not a curated record
AUGGGCUGGUCGUUGGGAUUUGGCGGUGGUAUCGGUGGUAGCGAUGGUAGCGGUGGUAGCGGUGGUAGCGGUAAUAGCGGUGGUAGCGGUGGUAGCGGUGGUAGCGGUGGUACCGGUGGUACCGGUGGUACCGGUGGUAGCGGGGGUACCGGUGGUAGCGGGGGUAGCGGGGGGAGCGGGGGUAGCGGGCUUGCGGGGGUUGCGGGGGUAGCGGGGGUAGCGCUGGUAACGGUGGUAUCGGUGGUAGCGGUGGAAGCGAUGGUAGCUGUGUUAGCGGUGUUAGCGGUGGUAGCGAUGGUAGCGGUGGUAGCGGUGGUAGCGGUAGUAGCGGUGGUAGCGGUGGUAGCGGUGGUAGCGGUUGAAGCGGUGGUAGCGGUGGUAGCGGUGGUAGCGGUAGUAGCGGUAGUAGCGGUGGUAGCGGUGGUAGCGGUGAUAGCGGUGGUAGCGGUGGUAGCGGUGGAAGCGGUGGUAGCGGUGGAAGCGGUGGUAGCGGUGGUAGCGGUGGUGGUGGGGUUGCGAGGAUAG